UUCAUUCGCGUAGGCGAAGAAACCACUCUCAACUUCUUCGUCUUCUUCCUUCCACACAACAGAGAUUCGCACGCAGAAGCGUCUCGCGCGCACUUCACGCAUUCAAAGAUUCGAUUCCAUCCUCGCGAGGCCGAUCGGGAAGCAAAUCGGGUGAAACCGAGAGCCGCGAUGUCGGGCACCGAAGACGGCGAGAAGCCGCAGAAGCCCGUCCAGUCGCCGCCGUCCGCCCCGCCGGCCCCGGACGUCGAGAGCCGGGCUCCGGCGGGGUCGGGGCUGGGGGUUUCUGCGAUCGUGAGGCGGGGGAGGAGGGACGAUCUGAUCCGGAAGGGGUCCCUGGUCCUCCGGGGUCUGGCCUUGCUGUUCUCGCUGCUCGCGUUCAUAAUCAUGGCCAGCAACAAGCACGGCGACUGGAAGGACUUCGACAAGUACGAGGAGUUCAGGUAUCUGUUGGCGAUAUCGAUCCUGGCUACACUGUACACCGGAGCGCAAGCAUUGCGGCACGUUCACCAGAUUUCUACCGGGCAGGAGCUGUUUCAGCGCCAGACUUCGGCUCUGAUCGACUUCUUCGGCGACCAGGUUGUGGCAUACCUCCUGAUAUCGGCAGCAUCUACAGCAGUGCCCAUGACCAACAGGAUGAGAGAUAAUGUGGAUAAUCUGUUUACAGACUGCUUAGCAGCUUCGAUAAGCAUGGCCUUCUUUGCCUUCCUCGCAUUGGCUUUGUCCGCGCUUAUAUCCGGAUACAAACUCUCGUCCCAAUCCUACAUUUAGUUUUGAGUUCGUUCUGCUCACAUGUCCAUUGUUUGUGCUGUUGUUAUACCUUCAUUCUUUACAUGCACGGUGUUUAAUCAUGUCUUGUAAAUUCUGAUGGUUUCGUCAAAGGAGUGCUGUACGGCUUGCCUCUGUAUUC
Messenger RNA from Rhodamnia argentea, 907 nucleotides. Its product is annotated as CASP-like protein 4B1. Lineage: Eukaryota; Viridiplantae; Streptophyta; Magnoliopsida; Myrtales; Myrtaceae. The record is from RefSeq and is a predicted model, not a curated record. The transcript is spliced from 3 exons. The coding region runs from base 169 to 768 and encodes 199 amino acids.